CCAUCACUAAUUCGAGUUUUUUUUGUUGGGGUUUGAGGGAUAAAUUAAUGCUGCGCUAGGCAAAAUAAGCUGUGGAUAAUCCCGAAAGGAUUGCCGGGGACCGCGGCCAUGAAUUUCCCGUUGGCGAAUGCCAACAAGGACACUUUGAGGGCUGCCUGCAAGAAAUGCGGCUACGCCGGUCACCUGACCUACCAAUGCCGCAAUUUUCUCAAGGUGGACCCCAACAAGGAGAUUUUGCUGGAUGUGGAGAGCACCAGCUCGGACUCAGAGCUGGACUACCUCACGCCGCUCACGGAACUGAGAGCCCAGGAGCUAAAAGGAGGCGCUGAACUGCCACCAGUGGUCUCCAAGGGUAAAAACAAGGACCGGGGCAGGGACAAGCUCAAGGAGGAGGAGCGUGAAAAGGACAAGGACCGCGGGCAGACGAACAGGAAGCGGAGCAGCUCGAAACGGAGUCACAAGCUGGACAGCAAAGACAAGGACAAGAAGUCCCUGCGACACAAGAAGCGCAAGAAAAAGAGCCGAAAGCACAAAAAGUCGAGCAACGAGGUGGAAAAGCCAAAAACCAAGUCGGGCAAAAGACCCAGCAGCGGCAACACCAGCAAGAAGUCCAAAAGACGCCGCUCCUCCUCGACCUCCAGCUCCUCCUCAUCGGAUUCAAGCAGCUCAUCGGAUUCCUCAAGCGAUUCAUCCGAAUCCGAGUCAGAUUCCAGCGACAAUGAGGAGUCCAGCACCAGCGAAUCGGAUGAGUACGGGCGCAAAAAGAAGCGGCAGGGCAAGUACAAGCGAAAGUCAACGGACACGGCCAUGUUGCGGCGGAAGAAGACCAAAGUGAAGCGGAAGCGCCACCGCGCCGGCGGAUCCGGUGCUCCGACCGCCGGUAGUAGCUACCUGAGCAGCCUCAGCGACAGCAGCACCUACUAAUGGAUCAGGAUAAAGAUCAGGACACACAGCUGCCUCCCAAAGCACUCGCUCCGUAAACUAGUUCGAUUUCCGUUUAGCCGUAAAAACAGAGGGGGAACACCUGCCUUUCCCCCUAUCUUCCACACAGAGACUGCCUCUAGUUCCAGGCCCGACAACUUCCCAAAACUCUUCCCCGGAUUACGAAAGCAAACACUGAACCCUAGACUUGUCCUAGCCCUUAAGUUUCAGCAAUGAUCUGCUGCAAAUACAACAAAUUAGUUUGUACAAGAA
Messenger RNA from Drosophila ficusphila, 1194 nucleotides. RefSeq names its product protein SREK1IP1. The record is from RefSeq and is a predicted model, not a curated record. Bases 109 to 924 code for a protein of 271 amino acids. Lineage: Eukaryota; Metazoa; Arthropoda; Insecta; Diptera; Drosophilidae. Gene Ontology annotation, molecular function: zinc ion binding; nucleic acid binding. The transcript has 2 exons.